AUGGCCUUUUAUACGUCUCGCAUGUUGUUGAAUGUUGUACUGCUCUCCUCAUCGCCGCCCUCCGAGAUCCUCUUUAUCGACCCUUUGAACUUGCUCGCUCCGACUGUCUAUCUCGACAAGUUCAUUCCACAGGUCAUAGCAUCGACACCGUCUCCAAGCUGUCAACAUGGUAAGCUCCUCUCCGGUCGUGUUCUCGCGGUCGAUCUCCUCAACCCUACGCCCCAGGCGGAGGCCCGCAAGCACAAGCUGAAGAUGCUUGUGCCUGCUCCUCGAUCCUUCUUCAUGGACGUCAAGUGCCCCGGUUGCUUCACAAUCACCACCGUCUUCUCACACGCCCAGACCGUCGUCAUCUGUGCCGGCUGCUCGACCGUCCUCUGCCAACCCACUGGUGGCAAGGCUAGAUUGACCGAAGGCUGUUCUUUUAGGAGAAAGUAG
Molecule: messenger RNA, 435 nt
Organism: Paracoccidioides brasiliensis Pb18
Product: 40S ribosomal protein S27
Exons: 4
Coding region: 1-435 (144 amino acids)
Biological process (GO): translation; ribosomal small subunit assembly
Cellular component (GO): ribosome; cytosolic small ribosomal subunit
Molecular function (GO): RNA binding; structural constituent of ribosome
Source: RefSeq, a predicted model, not a curated record